Molecule: messenger RNA, 1029 nt
Organism: Quercus lobata
Lineage: Eukaryota; Viridiplantae; Streptophyta; Magnoliopsida; Fagales; Fagaceae
Exons: 1
Coding region: 1-1029 (342 amino acids)
Molecular function (GO): catalytic activity
Source: RefSeq, a predicted model, not a curated record
AUGAGUGGUGGACUUCUAUUGGGUUGGAUGAAGGAUAUGACCUUGAAUAUCCUGUACAGUUCAAAGCACAUUUUACAUGCAGAUCUAGUUGACAAGAAAGGUACACCUCUAUCCAUCUCUUUUGUUUAUGGACAUCCUAAUCUUGCUAAGAGAGAGAGAGAGGAAGUUUGGACUGAAUUAAGAAAUCUUAAAAAUCUUGCUCAAAAACAUUGGGUUUGCAUUGGGGAUUUUAACCAAAUCCUAUCUCAAGAGGAUAAGUUUAGUUUUAGUCACAGGAAAAUAGAGGGUGCAGAAGCUUUUAAUCAAACCUUGUUUGAGUUGGGUCUGUGUCAGCUCAAAGCAACUGGACAAAACUUCACAUGGAUGAAUGGCCAUGGUGAUGAAACUUUUGUUAUGGAAAGGCUUGAUAGAGCCUUGGCCACUGUGGAUUGGAUCAAUUCUAACCCACUUUAUGUGCUUAGAAAUCUUCCCAUUAUUAGAUCUGACCAUAGUCCUAUUAUCUUAGACUCUGAAUUUCAACAUCCCUUUAGGAAAAUACCCUUUAGGUUCGAAAAAAUGUGGUUAGCCCAUGAAGGAUGUAAAGCUUUGAUACAAAACUCUUGGAGUCUUAAUUCACAUGGAUCUAAAGCCUUUCAAUUCCAACAAAAACUUAAGCAUGUAAAAAAUGAACUUUCUUCUUGGAAUAGAAAUGUGUUUGGGAAAGUGGACAUACAGAUUAGAGAAAAACAAAAAAAAUUUCAAGAGCUCCAAGGAUCAAUUAAGAUUGUCUCUGAUCUCAAGGUGGAGGGAAAGCUUAAGGAGGAUAUUGAGAACUUAAUGGAGAAGGAGGAAAUUAUGUGGGCACAAAAGGCUAGGAGCUCUUGGAUUAUACAGGGUGAUAGGAAUACAUCAUAUUUUCAGACUUUGGUUAGGCAUAGGAGAGUUAGAAACAUAAUUCUACAAGUUAGAACUCUUGAAGGACAGUUGUUGGAAGAGCUAGGAGACAUUGAGAAUCAUUUUGUGGAAUUUUUUUUUAAAUCAUUUUUGUGA